Impatiens glandulifera is the source of this 831-nucleotide messenger RNA. RefSeq names its product 54S ribosomal protein L51, mitochondrial. The record is from RefSeq and is a predicted model, not a curated record. Gene Ontology annotation, biological process: mitochondrial translation. Gene Ontology annotation, cellular component: mitochondrial large ribosomal subunit. NCBI's taxonomy places the organism in Eukaryota, Viridiplantae, Streptophyta, Magnoliopsida, Ericales, Balsaminaceae. The transcript is spliced from 4 exons. The coding region runs from base 133 to 492 and encodes 119 amino acids. Gene Ontology annotation, molecular function: structural constituent of ribosome.
CAAUAUCCUACCGAAGAACACAUAGCUUCCAUCAGCCGCCCUCAUUUCCUGCUCCAUUUCUCUCCCUCUACUUUCCGGCAGCAAACUCGCGACAAUCUAAUCUGGAACACAUAAAAACAUAAUCUUUAAACGAUGUCUCUGAGAGGUGUUUGGCAACUUCAGAAGCUUAUUGUCAGUUAUUCCGAUUGGGGAGGCAGCAGCAGAGGCAUCAUGGGGUUCAUGGAAUCUCAACUUCCCAAAUUUAAAGAGAACAACCCUCAGCUGGAAGUGGUAACAGAACUCAUUCGCGGCCAACAUCCACAUUUGAAAGGCUUCUUUAGGAACAAUAUCCAAAAAACUGUUUGUGUGAAGAACAUGACACCAGAAGAAGUACUUGAUUAUGCAACAAGGCUACGUAAUGGAUUAGGAAGAAAAGUGUUGAAGCUGAAGACCCGACAUGUCACAAAACACCCCAGUGUUCAAGGUACAUGGACGACUGCUACAAGAUUUUGAGGACCAACCCUUCAUAAGUUGAGUGAAAACUUGUACUAGAUAAUAUGGAGCGAAUCAUCAUGCCUUUAUCUGCAAUGUUAAUCCUGCUGGUCAUUUAUAUGCUUCUUUUUAGAUUUUAAUUUGAUUGUCAGCUGAUCUGCCUCUUGGCUUAUGUUCAAACUGUUGGCUGAAUACAAAAAAGGCUAUGUAGUACAAAACUACUAAUAAUUGUUGUCAUUUCUCCAUGAAGAGAGACAUACCAAUUACUAAUCUCCUGACUUCGAAAUAUCCUAAACCACAAUUGACAUUACAAGUUCCAAAUCUUGUAUCAUAAUAUUAGGUUCUUUCUUCAUCACUCAA